UUGUCAGGAUGGGUUUCCUCACCUCAUUGCAAAUGACAGCGAGGUUUGUUGUUAAUAACAAGAAAGGUGGAAUGCAAAAAAACAAUCAAACCCUAUGAAACGGGAGGAAAUCCAGAAUGUAUCAACAAGAACAAGCUUUAAUUGGAUUUAUCUUUCAACUUUCUGAUUAGUUAGGGAGAGUAUACAGCUAACAUUAUAUAACAUUAUAGCUAGAUGGCGAUGUGUUUGUGAUUUGGCUGACUAGCUAGCUGAUAGUUUCAAGUUGUUUUAUAGAGUUAGGUAGUCUAUGUGCUACAAAAACUAAAAUAAAUAGCUAUUUUGUCACUGCCGUGAUUGUACGUUAGUAAACAAGUUAACUAACCAGUACAUUGUUACUGUAGUUAACUAGACAUUUACAGGAUGAAUAGCGUUAGCAGUCGAAAACAACACCAGCUUUUUAAAGCAGUCGAAGUGAGCGGCUGUGUCAAAUACUUCUUGUUUGGAUUUAACAUCAUAUUCUGGUUACUAGGCGCAGCCUUCCUGGGCAUAGGGCUGUGGGCAUGGGCCGAGAAGGGGGUGCUGUCCAACAUGGCGUCCAUAACAGACCUGGGAGGCUUCGACCCUGUGUGGCUGUUCAUCGUAGUGGGAGGAGUCAUGUUCAUCCUGGGAUUCGCUGGUUGCAUUGGGGCGUUACGGGAAAACACCUUGCUGCUCAAAUUUUUCUCAGUGUUCCUGGGUUUGAUCUUCUUCUUGGAGCUGACAGCAGGCAUCCUGGCCUUUGUGUUUAAAGACUGGAUCAAAGACCAGCUCAACUUCUUCAUCAACAACAACGUCAAGGCUUACCGCGACGACAUCGACCUGCAGAACCUCAUAGACUUCACACAGGAAUAUUGGUCGUGCUGUGGAGCCCACGGUCCUAAUGACUGGAACCUGAAUAUCUACUUCAACUGCACUGAGUUUAACCCCAGUAGAGAGCGUUGUGGCGUCCCCUUCUCCUGCUGCGUCAAAGAUCCUGCCGAAGAUGUCCUUAACACACAGUGUGGCUACGACGUGAGACUUCAAGGGGAGUUGGACCAGCAGAAGUACAUCCACACUAAGGGUUGUGUGGGCCAGUUUGAGAGGUGGCUUCAGGACAACCUGAUCAUUGUAGCCGGGGUCUUUGUGGGCAUUGCACUUUUACAGAUAUUUGGGAUCUGCCUGGCUCAGAACCUGGUGAGUGACGUCAAGGCCGUGAAGGCCAACUGGUGACCCCAGGACCUUGGUGGGGGGGGGCGUACUCUGACCUUUGACCCCCAACAUCCAGCUCACCUCCCGCUGAACCGCUGAGAGAUGGAAACACAAACAGCUGUUUACCUCUGGUCCUGCCGGGCUGAGAGUUGGAAACACAAACAGCUGUUUACCUCUGGUCCUGCCGGGCUGAGAGUUGGAAACACAAACAGCUGUUUAUCUCUGGUCCUGCCGGGCUGAGAGUUGGAAACACAAACAGCUGUUUACCUCUGGUCCUGCCGGGCUGAGAGGUGGAAACACAAACAGCUGUUUACCUCUGGUCCUGCCGGGCUGAGAGGUGGAAACACAAACAGCUGUUUACCUCUGGACCUGCCGGGCUCGGGAGCUACCACACAAAACAUUGUUUACUGUCCCACACACACACACACACACACACACACACACACACACACACACACACACACACACACACAACACCGUUUAUUACCACUCUGGUCUGGGGACUUACACACACAAGUACAUAUGGACACACAGGGGACUCAUGCGGAUGUCUAGCUCAACUGAUCUGACUUGAGAAACUGGACUCUCUGUUGUUUACACUUUAAUUCCACUGGGUGUGUUUACCUGCUCCAGGAAGAUGCACCCAUUGGCUGGGG
This is a messenger RNA of Salmo salar (Atlantic salmon), 1862 nucleotides long. RefSeq names its product tetraspanin-17. The record is from RefSeq and is a predicted model, not a curated record. Gene Ontology annotation, cellular component: plasma membrane. NCBI's taxonomy places the organism in Eukaryota, Metazoa, Chordata, Actinopteri, Salmoniformes, Salmonidae.